Messenger RNA from Scutellospora calospora, 577 nucleotides. NCBI's taxonomy places the organism in Eukaryota, Fungi, Glomeromycota, Glomeromycetes, Diversisporales, Gigasporaceae. The record is from the annotation of a GenBank genome assembly.
AAUGAUCAGUUCUCUUAAGUUAUGUCGGGAAAUACUUAAACAACCUCCAUUGAGUACUGUUUAUAAUGUUAAAGAAAUGGGAAUAAAUGAUGAAUUUGGAGAAUGGUGUACUAACGGUAUUGAUAUGAGUGACGAAGAUUGGGAAAGGUUUGUUUUAAAUAAGUCAAUUACAACGUUUCAUCCGUGUGGAACUGUAAAAAUGGCACCGGAAUCUAAAAAUGGAGUAGUCAAUCAUCGACUUCAAGUUUAUGGGACAAAAAAUCUUCGAGUUGUUGAUGCAUCAAUAUUUCCAUAUAUUCCAAGUGGAAAUACGAAUGCACCUACAGCUAUGGUUGCUUGGAAAGCAAGUCGGAACUAUAUCAUCAAACUUUUAAAUCAACUUUUGAAAGUUUUAAAACCAUACCAAUAUGCACCAACUUUUCAGUAUUCUCAUGAGAAAGUAUUGCAAACUGAGAGGUUAACAAGUGUAAAUGUAGAAAGCAGUUCUGAUUCAUUGAAUCUUACGGUUGCUCAGAUCAUACCAUCAAGACAUACUGAAACUCAAUCAAUUAUUCAUUCGUUCUUGUAUCUUAAGUAA